UUCAAAAGCGAUUUGCCCGACACCUGGGCUUUUUGUGCACGAUAUCUCCCAAAAACAAGACCAGACAACGAAGUCACAGACGCGAUAAUAAAAUCUCUACCAAGCGUACGAACUCUGUCCUUCCAGCAGGUGCCGGGCAUACACACGAGUGCUUGCCCGGAGCUGCCCGUAAACGCAACUACUCACACGACUCCACCUCAUCCUUCCCCCUCCGUCGUUGCUGCCCUCGUUGGGGCAGCUCACGGUCACCAUGACGAAUCCGUAUCAGCAGCAGCAUGGCUCGGCCGGCUUUACCGGAGGAGAGUCGCUGGGUUCGUCCGGGCUACCUCCCCUCAACAUGCGGCGGGCCUCAUAUGCAUCCGUCGUUUCCGGCGCCCCAUUGUCUGCCAUGACUCGCCCAGCCCGGGCCGGCUUCUCCCACAUCCUGAAUCCCUCUCCCGAUAGCGAGCCAUUGCAUCAUGGCAGUAACCUAUACUCGUCGUCCUUGAAUUCCCGGAUCGACGCCGGAAUGACGCGUACAGCACGGAACGGGGCUCACGGGGAAAAUAAUGCCACAGCACACAACAACGGCGGCGGUGACAGCACCGCCUGGGAUUCAAGGCGUCCGGGGACCAAUCUGCAGUGGUUCUCACGCGCCUUUGACCUCUACAUGAACAGGAACCCACUCUCCUCGACAGGGCCCAUGGGGCCGGACGACUUUGGCUUCGCCCCCACAGGCAAUCCCCACCACCCCGUAUCCAACAUCAACAGCACCGGCUUCCUGUCACCGUCAUACUUGCGGGGUUCGGUAUAUUUGAAGAAGCUCGAGGAGAGGCACAGGGCCAGGAUGCUCGCCGAGCGGGAGGGGCAAGCGGCCAAGGGACAGCAGGGGGUGGCGGCGUCGUCGGCCGUCUCAGGCUCGGCCUCGUCGUCACGGCUGGCGAGUAACGGGAGCUCCCACCUGCCCGCCGUGGCCAACAAGGUGUCGGGCGCUGGCUCGUACAGGGGCGUGGCAUACGACGUCGUCGAGAAAUCCCCGUACCCGCACGACGACGACACGGUCAGCCCGCUGCCGUCGAGGUGGAACAAGGACGACAAGGAGGGCGCGCUGGAGGUGCUGGGCGACGGGUACGAAGUUAAAUACACCGGGAGGGCGGGCAGUGACCACGAGGCCAGCGCCAUCCGCGCCGAUCACUACAUGUCGGCGUCGUGUGGAGUCUAUUACUUUGAGAUUGUGGUGCUGAAUAGGAAAAAGGAAGAUACGCCAAUUGGCAUAGGCUUCUCAAGUAAGGUGGCUUCGUUAUCACGAGCUCCCGGGUGGGAACCGGAGACGUGGGGCUACCAUGGCGACGACGGCCACUGUUUCGCUGCUCAGACGGUUGGGAAGGCGUACGGCCCGAGAUUCGGAACCGGGGAUACGGUGGGCUGCUUGGUCAACUUUCGGUUAGGACAGGCCAUGUUUACGUUGAACGGGAAGGAGCUGGGCGUUGCUUUUCGAGAUAUCAACUUCAAGGACGUGAAGACCAAGCUUUAUCCCGUCGUUGGCCUGAAGAAAAAAGACGAUCACAUCUGGGCGAACUUUGGGCAAGUGCCUUUUAUGUUUGAUAUUGAUGGUUAUAUGAAGAGACAACAAGCAAUGAUUGAGGAGGAGAUCCGGCAAGCCGAUACGUCCAAGCUCGUACCGGGCUUGUCAGAGACGGAACUCAUCCAGCAACUCGUCCUCCAGUUCUUGCAGCAUGAUGGCUAUGUCGAGACGGCUCGGGCAUUCGCAGAAGAGAUCCACGCCGAGAAAAUGGCGCUCCGGCUAAGCUCGGAUGAGCCCGUCAAAGACAUCAACAUCAAGGACGACGAGGACGCAAACAACAGGCAACGCAUCCGACAGGCAAUCCUUGAAGGCGACAUAGAGCGCGCCAUGCAGUACACCUACGCUCACUACCCCACCGUCCUUCGGGACAACGAGCAGGUCUACUUCCGCCUGCGUUGCCGGAAGUUCAUCGAGAUGAUUCGCAAGGAGGCCGAGCUCAACAUGCUUCUCGAAGAGCGCAAGAACGCAAAGAGGCGGAGCCGUGCAAACCUGCAGAGUGGAGAUGACGAGGAGAUGCUGGACGACACGGCUGCGGCUGCUGCAGCGGCUGUCAGCGAUCACUGGGAGGACGAGAUGGACGUCAACAUGGCGGCGCCAGCCGAGGAAGAAGAGGAUGAGGAUGAGGAAGAUGGCGUGACCCCGGCGUCGGUGAGCAAGCUGUCGCAGGAGGCGCUGAUGUUUGGCAUGGAACUGCGCGCCGAGUUUAAGAGCGACCCGCGCAGGGAGACGAGCAAGCAUCUGGACGAAAUCUUCUCGCUGAUUGCCUACCCUAAUCCUCUAAAGGUCAAGGAGGUCGCCCAUUUGCUUGGCAGCGAAGGGCGCGUGGCUGUGGCGGAGGAGCUGAACGCUGCUAUCUUAACCUCUCUCGGUAAAUCUUCGCGGGCCGCGCUGGAGAAUGUCUAUGCCCAGACGUGUGUCCUGCUCGAGGACUUGAGGAAGGACGGCGGUGACGGUGCCUUCAUCACGGUCGACAGUGUCAUUGAGAGCAUUCCCCCCGCGAUUUUGCCCUAGCGGCGGUAAGAUGAGGAGGGCAGAGGAGAGUAGGAGAAGGAGGAGAAGGAGGAAGAGGGCAUAGAUCCCACUUCCAAGGUUUACACGUUCCACUUUCCGCUUUCUACUGAUACUCGGUUACAUGCAUCAUAUA
Messenger RNA from Canariomyces notabilis, 2708 nucleotides. Its product is annotated as SPRY-domain-containing protein. NCBI's taxonomy places the organism in Eukaryota, Fungi, Ascomycota, Sordariomycetes, Sordariales, Chaetomiaceae. The transcript is spliced from 6 exons. The coding region runs from base 251 to 2575 and encodes 774 amino acids. Gene Ontology annotation, molecular function: protein binding. The record is from RefSeq and is a predicted model, not a curated record.